AAGGUCAAAAAUCCAACAUGGCAACCCGCUGUGUGUUACGGGCCGUCUGGUCCUCAUUUGCGUCCUUAAAUUGUGCUAUAAGUGCAAAUUUAAGUGCGCUACGACGGAUGAAAGUGCCACUAUUGUCGCAUUCGGUUAGUCAAAGAAGAGGAAUCCGACAAGUCGUGGAAAAGCAGGAGGGUAAAACAGUAACCAUUGAAGGAAAAAUACUGGACAGCGCAGCUGCACCUCAACCUCCAAACCCCACCGCCAAGUGUCCCAUCUAUAGAUGGAACCUGCAGCACAAAUACAACUACACGGAUGUGUUGCUUCUCAGUCAGUUCAUCAGGUCAGAUGGAGGGAUGCUGCCAAAACGAAUUACCGGUCUUUGUCCUGAGGAGCAUCGCAAGGUUGCCGUGUGUGUGCAGAUGGCUCACAGAGCUGGUUUGCUUCCCGACCACAGACCCAAACGUCCAGAGGGCCAUGUCCCAAAGCCCAAGCCACAACUCAACAGAUACCUGACCCGCUGGUCCGUCAAAUCCGUCAAGCCCAUCUACAAACGCGGGCUAAAGUGGUGCAAGAAGCGCAUGCCUGUUGGAAGCCAUCUGCUCCAGGACAACGUCCGAUACGGUCCCAAGCCCCUUUACAUUAAACACUGAGGGAUGCCUGCGCUGUAGCUGCUUGAACUGCAGAUUUAAAUCAGGGUGAAGAAUCUGGAAGACAAUGCAAUUCUGAAAACAAGUAAUAGCCACCGAGAUAUUUAACUGGUCAACAAAAACAAAAUGUGAUUUUUGUCCACUGUUCCAAGCAUGCCCGCCAAAAAACUAUUUAUCGUACAUUCUUUGUUUAUAAACCUGUCAUGCAUCCUCUCAUCUACUGUGUUGCUUUUCAAAAAGCCCUUAAAGAGGUGUAAUGGAGACCAAAGUACUGUCGGUGGGCAAAUAAAGUCUGCUUUUUUUUUU
Molecule: messenger RNA, 941 nt
Organism: Phycodurus eques (leafy seadragon)
Lineage: Eukaryota; Metazoa; Chordata; Actinopteri; Syngnathiformes; Syngnathidae
Gene: mrps18a
Product: mitochondrial ribosomal protein S18A
Biological process (GO): mitochondrial translation
Cellular component (GO): ribosome; mitochondrial small ribosomal subunit
Molecular function (GO): small ribosomal subunit rRNA binding; structural constituent of ribosome
Source: RefSeq, a predicted model, not a curated record